AUGGUGCGUUUGGCAAAAGCCUUACUUGGAACCGUGUUGGCUCUUUCAGUAGUCUUGACACCCGCCCUGUCUCAGGACACCACUUCCACAAAACCAGCACCAUCAGGAGCUGCAGGAAAUGCCACCGCAACACCAACGCCGACCACCAUCUUUAAUUUCCCUACUCCUGCUCCUACAACGGCACCACCAGUAACACUCAAUCCGGGUCAACAAGUUCAAUGCCCUGCCAUCAUGGUUCCCGACCCAGACCCUGGUGUUGUCAUCCACGGUCGCGCUUGUGUCGGUGGCUGCUGUGUCCGUUGCCCAGCAAUCAACAGCUUCUAUGAGCCCCACAAGGUCGACAAUGUCCUCAAGGCUGCUUACUUUAUUCGCCAGGCUGCACUGGGAUUUAGUACCUUUCUGGCGAUCUCUUACUUGGUCCUUCCGGGCAAGAGAUCUCAACCCCAUAUCUCAGUCUUGUUCUUGACGGUCUCGUUGUCGUUGUGGUAUGCGGCCUUUGAUGUCAUGCCAGGUUACUCGAACGCCUGUGCGAAUGAUGUUGAUCCGUCGACGGGUAGUAACAACAGACUGUGCGGUGUCCAGGGCGUGUUGAUCAUUUACCUGACUCAGACCAGUGCCCUCUGGUGCUCGUUGCUUAUCUAUAAGCUUCACUUGUUGGCUGUCUGGAGAAACAACUGGAUCGACGCGCACUAUGCAUACUUCACGGCAUUCUGCUGGGUGUUCCCACUGGUAUUCGCGAUUCCAGUGGCGGUCAAGAAUUUGGCCGAGUACCCCGGUAUCGGCUUCUCCUGUCUCGUCGGCACCGAAAACUUGAACACUUAUUUGUUCUACCCAAUUGCUGUUUACAUGUACCCGGCUAUGAUCUGUCACGUCGUCACCGUUGCCAAAAUGAUACGCCUGGCGGUGAUGUCGUCAAAGAUCGACACAGGCCUCUCCCAACUCUCAUCCGACGCUCGCAUGAAAGUCACAACCACCAUGCAAGCCAAACGGCUCCUCCGGGGCCAAUGGCGUCCAGCCCUCAUGGUUGGAAGCGUGAUGGCUUCUCUUACUGUUUUCUGGCUCUUCUAUUUCGUCGAUACGCAUUCCUUUGCAAAGACGAAUGAGACUACGCCGUGGUUGAGAACUUGGAUGGGCUGUAUUUUUGCGCAAGCCAAGAUGGGCAAGUCUGCAGAUGAGAUGCAGACGUUUUGUGCGGAUGCGGCUAGGCCCAACUUGCCGAGUAUUCAUUGGUUUGCGGCGGCGGAGACGUUGUUAGCGCUGCUUGGUAUUGUCGUGGCGGCGGUGUUUAUUUCAAAGGCUGAGUUCUGGGAGGAGUGGGGGUAUUUGCUCAGUAACGUCCUUCGACGUGGCAAGCGCGGGAACGGAUCUCGUUCGUCCUCUCGUGGAUCCCGGUCACCCGAUAACCACGGCCACGGAUCCAACUCUCCCACAAUGGUCAACGGCCACCCAUCCAUCCACUCCGGCUCUAUCGGCGACAUUGCAAGAAAGGGUGGUCCCAUGGCGAGGUCGAUGAGCAGCAACCAUGGCCUCCACACCGAUAUGCAAGGUGGUGGCCCUACCGCAGGCGUCUUCCGCACCAAUAGCCAAUCCUUGUCGACUAGGAACCUCACCAGCAACAACUCGCAGUGGUACGAUAUGGACGACCUCCUCGAUAAGGAAUACGAGCUCCAAGAACAGCAGCACCCCACAUCCCUCCAUCACGCGUCGUCCUCGCACCUCCAACGAAACGUCAGCUUCUCCUCCCGCGCCGGUAACUCCGCCCCCAUUGUUGGUAUCGUGACCGACCCACCAAAGUACUCCUCCAGAAACCUCACGAGUCCCACACGCGCAUACUUCAACUCCUCCACCUCCGACCGCGACACCUACACACCCUACGCCGAGAAACCCGUCGUACCCUCCCCCGUCCCCCGAACCCCGCGCCUCACCAACACCACUAGCCACUCCAACAGCCCACCUACCUCGCAGCAACAAAAUAUCUACCUCCCCAGUCCCAAAAUGUCAACAAGCCCCCCUCCCCAAUCCCCUACAACCUCCUACCGCACUGGCGGGAACAACAGCCACCCAUUAGACUCAGUCCCCAUCAUCGGUAUCGCAACCCGCGGAUCCCCCGCAAUGUCCGCAACCUCCUACACCCACACCCCUAGAUCCCCACGCGGCGUCCAACCCCAAAAUCCUUCCCACCAGAUCCAACAGUCGUACCAAAACCAACCCCCGACGACCCAGUCCUUGUUGUAUAACGCAAACGACAGCAGCGAACAGAUCAUGGUAGCAUCCCGUGAGAGCAUCGGUCGUGCGCCUCCUUCCAUGGGAGGAAUGCCAUCAAGUCCGACGAGCCCAACGAGUCCGGUGGGUAGGUCCAGGAGCCCUCCACCUUCGCUCCCUCACAAGAACCCGCAUCGCCAUAAUCAACCCGGUUACAUGUCUCCGCCCAUCCAGGUCCCUGUCGGUUAUCAGACCAACAACAACAAUAACUUUUAUCGCGAAUAA
Messenger RNA from Linnemannia hyalina, 2487 nucleotides. NCBI's taxonomy places the organism in Eukaryota, Fungi, Mortierellomycota, Mortierellomycetes, Mortierellales, Mortierellaceae. The record is from the annotation of a GenBank genome assembly.